CCUCGUCUUUCUGACAGCUUGCACCCCUGUAACUUUUCUGACAGUGAGCAAACACCAGCAGCUGCCUAACCCACGGGGGUGCCACGCAAGGUGCACGGUCCCGUGAAACUCUCCCUCUUGUACACCGCAGCUACUGCAAUGGGCACGUGCCUGUCCAGCUCGCAGACUCCUUUUACGCCCUGGGCUGCUGCUCCUGGCCUGCUUCUCCUGCAGACAGAUAGGUUUUGGAAAGCAAUUGGCUCUGACACCUGGCUGUGCUUCUCUCUGCUUGGAAAGUCAUCAAGACCUCCGCUGAGUGGGGAGCUGGGACUGCUGCACUGCCCUGAGCAAAGCAGCAGGGUCAGCACUGCGGGCACAGGCGUGGGCACGGCUGCCCGACUCACCUGGGAGCCAUCCCAGUGCUUUGCUGGAACGCCACUGGGAUGAGCUGGGUCGGCAGCAAGUUCUGGCUGAGGCGUAGGGGAUGUUUGGUGCAAGGCAAGCUGCUGACGCAGGAGUGGCUUUAGCUGCUGGAGCUGACCCUUCCUGCAGUUUGAGCAAAAUCUGCCUUGGGUUUAAACUGGGCUUGAAUUCCUCAUCUGCCCUUUCCCGUAGGAGCAAAGCCCCUGCCACCACCUUUGGACCUGGUGGGCGAGCCCGGGGAGCAGAGGAGCAGGGUUCCCUUCGUGCAGCACAGCGUGCCCCCGAUGACAGAGGCGGCGGCCAGGCGAGCCCUCCUGCACUUCGUGGCCUCCCGAUGCUGCUACGGGAGCAGAGCCGCAGGAGAGCUGGCCAUCCGGCGGCUGCGGCAGCUGGGGACGUACCGAAGCCUGGAGCGGCCAGACCCCCCCGGGAUGCCUCCCCGGACCCCUGGGACAUGGAGGUGGGGGCCCCCCUGCUCUUCCAGGGCCAGACGCGGCGCUGCCGGGUGCCCCGCUCGGCGCUCGUCAGGGACUGUCACAGGUGCCAUGGUCACGGCCGGGCCAAGUGCGGGGUGUGCCACGGGGCAGGUCGGACGAGGUGUGUAACGUGCAAGGGAUCCCGACGGAGGCUAAAGCAGCAGAAGAGAUGCCAGCUUUGUUCAGGUACAGGUCGCAAAAGGUGCAAUACCUGUUCUGGCCGGGGCAGCAAGACCUGUGCAACCUGUCACGGAGAGAAAAAGCUCCAGCAUUUCAAGCAGCUGGUGAUAACCUGGAAGAACAAUGUCUUUGAAUUUGUUUCUGAGCAUCACCUGAACUUCCCAGGAGAGCUGCUCAGCAAAGUCAGUGGAGAGAAUAUAUUUAAAGAUGAAAACGUGAUGGUGUACCCCAUCAUCGACUUUCCCGAUCCCGAGAUCUCCCUGGCCUCGCAGCGAGCCAUCGCAGAGCACAGCGCAGCCUUUGCCACGUCCUCCCGCAUCCUCCGGCAGCGUCAAACAAUUGAGUUAAUCCCCAUCACAGAAGUUCACUACCAGUAUUCAGGGAAGCCUUACCUCUACUACAUCUAUGGGCUCGAAAACAAGGUGUAUGCGCUGGACUACCCCGAGCGGUGCUGCUGCGGCUGCACCAUCGUCUGAGACUCGGCGCAGGGAGAACCGCGCGGUUACGGCAGCAAUCGCCCAGCGAACCCCUGCGCCGGCCGGGACUCGGGAUGCUCCAGGACCUUUCCCACCGUGCUGGCUGUGCUUGCGUCUGCAGCAGAGGACUGCAAACAGAAUGGAAAAGGGGAAGAAAACCAUGACACCUCUCCCUCCAAACCACUGGUAUCUCAGAGCUGGGACCAGGAUCAGGCCUUUGGGUAAAGAUUUCCCCCGUGGAUGUUUUCCUGUCUUGUUGCAAUGCCGUAUCAUUAAAGUGAUGCACAUUGACAGAGCCGUUUUCGGUC
This is a messenger RNA of Grus americana (Whooping crane), 1842 nucleotides long. It is a transcript of the gene SSUH2, whose product is annotated as ssu-2 homolog. The coding region runs from base 464 to 1534 and encodes 356 amino acids. The record is from RefSeq and is a predicted model, not a curated record. The transcript is spliced from 9 exons. Lineage: Eukaryota; Metazoa; Chordata; Aves; Gruiformes; Gruidae.